AUGGUGGAUACGAUAUGCGCUGGCUGGACAGCCCUGUCAAUUGUCGUCAUCUUGAUUGCUCUCAGCGUGAAAGCAGCGGCUGGACGACAUUCGCCAUCAUAUACGCUCGGUCAUUACGACGCUAGCCUUUCCGGCUGGGGUUCUUUCACGUUCUUCAUCGGCCUCCUGCCUUCAGCUUAUACAUUCAGCGCUCUCGGCAUGAUCUCGAGCAUGGCUGAAGAGUGUCCCGAUCCUGCUGUAAAGGUGCCACGGGCUAUCGCGCUAUGUUUCUUCUUCAUCAUUCCGAUUUGUGCUACAUUGCCUCCACUUGCCGAUAUCAUCGGGGCGCCAGCAGCACAGGCAUUACCUUACAUAUUCCACGUGGUGAUGGGUAGCCCUGGAGGUGGGCUAGCUCUAAUAUCCUUGGUACUGGUCCUUACUAUCUUCUGUUCCAUCAGUAUCACGGUAGCAGCGAGCAGAUGCAUCUGGGCGUUUGCACGCGAUGAUGCUAUACCUGGUGCCAAACUUUGGGCGAAAGUCGAUUCACGCUACGGCGUGCCGGUCUACAGCCUCGUACUGCUGACAGUAGUCCAAAUGCUCCUAGGCCUUAUCAAUCUUGGCAGCACGUCGGCUUUCACUGCCUUCGUCUCGGUGGGCGUGCAAGCACUUGCAUUGGCUUACGGCAUUCCGAUAUUCAUCAGCCUCGUGACCGGGAGGAAAGAGGUUGAUAAGGCCAGAUGGAAUCUCGGUCAUGUUCUCGGCACGGUAGCCAAUGUAUUGGCACUGCUUUGGGUGAACGGACCAACGCUCUAA
Messenger RNA from Recurvomyces mirabilis, 792 nucleotides. RefSeq lists its product as uncharacterized. The record is from RefSeq and is a predicted model, not a curated record. The transcript is spliced from 6 exons. Gene Ontology annotation, cellular component: membrane. The coding region runs from base 1 to 792 and encodes 263 amino acids. Gene Ontology annotation, biological process: transmembrane transport. Gene Ontology annotation, molecular function: transmembrane transporter activity. Lineage: Eukaryota; Fungi; Ascomycota; Dothideomycetes; Mycosphaerellales; Teratosphaeriaceae.